GCGCUCCCCACCUUGCUGCGCCGUCGCGAGUCGAGCACAUUCUCCUCGUACAGCAUCCAGAGCCGCGCGGCGUCCCCGACGGAGCGGACAUGGGCAGAGCGAUGGUGGCCAGGCUGGGGCUGGGCUUGCUGCUUCUGGCUCUGCUCCUACCCACGCAGAUUUAUUCCAACCAAACAGCUGUUGUACCAGUUUCAAGUAACUCCUCCCAGCAUACCUCUGCUGCCCCGAGUCCAACUAAUGCCACCAGCAGAGGAAAUUACAAUGCCCUGCAAUCAGCAGCUGGUCUCCUUGCCAUCUCGCUCUCUCUUCUCCAACUCUACUGUUAGAGAGACUCAGGCCAAGAAACGUCUCUACUUCCCCAUCUUCUAACCCCAACCCGAAUGGCAACUGCAAGUCCAACGUGGCAAGGAAGAAACAGGUCUGCAUCACACCGACUGAUUCCACACCGUAGUGCAUUCUGCAGAGAACACUGAGAUUCCAAAUUUGAUUGGUUUGAAGGACAUGUGGAAGGGUUGACAGAGGCUGAAUGCCAACGUGAAAUCUACUAGAGUUCUAUGCACAAGAUGAAGAGAGAUACCAUUCAAAAUUAAGACGGGAUUGGCUUGGGUGUGGCUUAAGAAAUAUGGACCCUUUAAAACUCUACUUUGAAAUCAGGAAUAGGUUUUUAUCUAGAGAGAAGGAUGGGGCGUGAAACGGAGAUUGAGUUUUCAUUUGGUUCAUUCAAAUCUCUAAGGCCAUGAAACAGUUAGGCAAUAUUAAAAGCUUCCAUGAUUCUAUUUAUAUGUGUACAUUUGAAGGAAUGACCAGGUGUUUGCUGUUAAGUCCUUAGUGUACCAUUGCAGCAUUGUUAAUUUAAUAUGACAACACUCUAGAUAAAAUUUCAUUGUUCAACUAUUUCUGUUCUCUUUGGAAAUGAACUGUGUCCCCACCUCCCUCUUCUUUGAGAUUUGACAUUUCUGUAGCAAUUGACAUGUGUCAGGCAAUGGUGGAUUGGAAUCCACGCAAAUGGUAGGUGGGCCUCCUCAUCACUUGUAAUCACUCCACAGGAGGCCCAGGUUCAUUUAGUCAGUGGAUUUCAGAGAGCAGAACUGAAUUGAUCUCAACUAAUUUCAAAAUGCUGCUUUUAUUUUUGCAUAUGUUGAGUACUUUUCACAAUUUAAAGUAUGGUCUAUAGUGUAAGUAAAAAUCACAGAUCUUGAAAUUUGAAAGGCAAAUAUGUGAAGGAGCCAAAACUUAAAAAAAAAAUUGGUUAAGUGAAGGAUGGAAGCUAAUUUGCAUUAAAUUCACAGAAUUUUUAUACUCUUUCUGUAAAUACUUUUUUUUAAUGAAAAAAAAAAACCCAACAAAAUAAUGGAUCAGAAUAGCCACAUUUGGAAUACUUAAUAUUUUUAGGUAGUUUGAAGUUGGUCCUAAGCCUAAAAAAUGGGCUUAAUUUACCCAGUCGAGUUUUUUUUUUUCCUCCCAACUUUCUUGAUACACAGAAAUCUUUUAAAAUAGUCAUUCCCGGAAACAGCUCUUUUGUUCGCAUGGUCACACACUGAUGCUUACAUGUUCCAGAAUCUAAUACGGCCACAGUAGUAUUGAUAACCAGAGUUAGUUUUUCCACCCUUAGGAACCUCCAUGAGAAUGAUCUGAAGUACUGUGUGUGUGAAUGAAUGCUCCCUCUUGCCUCACACCUGACUGCUGCACAUCUAUUUGGACUGUAUAUUGUGUUUGUGUAUUUAUGCUUUGAUUCAUAGUAACUUCUCAUGUUAUGGAAUUGAUUUGCAUUGAACACAAACUGUAAAUAAAAGAAAUAAAUGGCCGAAAGAGCAA
This is a messenger RNA of Jaculus jaculus (lesser Egyptian jerboa), 1815 nucleotides long. It is a transcript of the gene Cd24, whose product is annotated as CD24 molecule. The transcript has 2 exons. Lineage: Eukaryota; Metazoa; Chordata; Mammalia; Rodentia; Dipodidae. Gene Ontology annotation, biological process: cell adhesion. The record is from RefSeq and is a predicted model, not a curated record. Gene Ontology annotation, cellular component: external side of plasma membrane. Bases 90 to 326 code for a protein of 78 amino acids.